AUGUUCUAUGAGAACAAUCUAAAGGUGGAGAGGAAAUAUUACAACACACUGACCUGUAAAACCACCUGUACUCUGACUGGUAACCCCACCUACAUCUGGUACAAGAACGGACAACAUCUAGAUGAGAGCACCUCCCCCCAGUACAAAUACUCAGUCUCCAGUAACUAUGAAGACAGCUUCUCCUGUGCUGUAAAAGGCCAUGAGGAUCUCCACUCUCCUGCAGUGUGUUUCCUCUUAGAUAUCCUGUUGGAGAUGGAUCCUACGUCUGUGUCAGUGGGGGAGAGAGUCACACUGAGAUGUAGAACCCAAUGUACAGUCGGUCUCAACCCCACCUACAUCUGGUACAAGAACAGACAACAUCUAACCAACACAAUCACCAAUAACAGCCUGAUCCUAGACCCAGUCACCAGUUAUAACAGUCUGAUCCUAGACCCAGUCAGCAGUGAGGAUGCAGGGAACUACUCCUGUGCUGUAAAAGGCUUUGAGAGAAUCCUCUCUCCAGAAGAGACUCUCACUGUCAGAUACGCUCCACAGAACACCUCAGUGUCAGUCAGUCCCUCUGGUGAAAUAGUGGAGGGCAGUUCAGUGACUCUGACCUGCAGCAGUGAUGCCAACCCACCUGUGGACAAAUACACCUGGUACAAGAAGAACGUAGCCUCACCAAAAGCAUCAGGACAGAGUUACAGCAUCACUAACAUCAGCUCUGAGAACAGUGGAGAAUACUACUGUGAGGCUGAGAAUAAAUAUGGACGUCUCAACUCUUCUUCUGUGUCUGUGGACGUUCAGUGUAAAUACACCUAA
This is a messenger RNA of Salvelinus fontinalis (brook trout), 801 nucleotides long. Its product is annotated as B-cell receptor CD22-like. The transcript has 4 exons. NCBI's taxonomy places the organism in Eukaryota, Metazoa, Chordata, Actinopteri, Salmoniformes, Salmonidae. The coding region runs from base 1 to 801 and encodes 266 amino acids. The record is from RefSeq and is a predicted model, not a curated record.